Messenger RNA from Manduca sexta (tobacco hornworm), 8934 nucleotides. RefSeq names its product spectrin beta chain (gene beta-Spec). Gene Ontology annotation, cellular component: plasma membrane; spectrin; cortical actin cytoskeleton. Gene Ontology annotation, biological process: neuron development; actin cytoskeleton organization. Gene Ontology annotation, molecular function: phospholipid binding; actin filament binding; structural constituent of cytoskeleton. The transcript is spliced from 39 exons. Lineage: Eukaryota; Metazoa; Arthropoda; Insecta; Lepidoptera; Sphingidae. The record is from RefSeq and is a predicted model, not a curated record. Bases 348 to 7574 code for a protein of 2408 amino acids.
UGACAAGGGCGGAACGAAGGUGGAUGCUUUUGCGGUCGGUCUUUCGCUUCGCUCGAUGCCGUGUUCGUACUCGUAUUCACGGAUGAUACUUCAACUAAUUUUGUAUGAGUAGCGAUUAUUUAUAAGUUCCGCGACAAUAAUAGUGCACGGGUUAUGUUAAAAGAUUGUUUACAGAGUGUCAGUGUCGCGGUAUCGAAUUUUUUACUAUUGACCGCAGACCCCGUAUCCUAAGUGUGAAAAUUUGUGUGUGCCGACGAGUUUAUGUGUUUGACUGUGCUGAAAUAGCAUUAAUUGGACUUUUAUUGAAAGACAUUUGAGCGUGGCGCGGUGAGGAGUGGUUGGUCGCGAUGACGACCGACAUAUCGGUGUCCCGCUGGGACCCGUCCAUCGGCCACGGCCAAGAGAUCAUCGAUGAGUUUGAGUACGACGGCGGAAAUUCAUCGUCGAGGCUCUACGAACGAUCGCGCAUUAAAGCGCUUGCAGACGAACGAGAGAGCGUACAGAAGAAGACAUUUCAAAAAUGGGUGAACUCUCAUUUAGUCCGCGUCGGGUGCCGCAUCGGCGACCUGUACGUGGACAUGAGAGACGGCAAAAUGCUGAUCAAGCUGCUGGAGGUGCUGUCUGGAGAGAGGCUGCCCCGUCCCACCAAAGGCAAGAUGCGUAUUCAUUGCCUGGAGAACGUUGACAAAGCGCUGCAGUUCCUGCGCGAACAACGCGUGCAUUUGGAGAACAUGGGCUCCCACGACAUCGUCGACGGGAACCCGAGGCUCAACCUUGGACUGAUCUGGACCAUCAUUCUGCGCUUCCAGAUUCAAGACAUAACAAUCGAAGAAACCGACAACAAAGAGACGAAAUCGGCCAAAGACGCCCUGCUCCUGUGGUGUCAAAUGAAAACCGCCGGAUACAACAACGUGAACGUGCGCAACUUCACGACGUCGUGGCGCGACGGGCUCGCGUUCAACGCGAUCAUACACAAGCACAGGCCCGAUCUGAUACAGUUCGAGAAGCUUCACAGGAGCAAUCCGAUACACAACCUGAACAAUGCGUUCAAUGUUGCUGAGGAGAAACUCGGACUCACCAAGCUGUUGGACGCUGAAGACAUCGCCGUCGACCACCCCGACGAGAAGUCGAUCAUCACCUACGUGGUCACGUACUACCACUACUUCAGCAAGAUGAAGCAGGAGACGGUGCAAGGCAAGAGGAUCGGCAAGGUGGUCGGCAUCGCCAUGGAGAACGACAAGAUGAUGCAUGAAUACGAGUCGCUCACCAGUGACCUGUUGCAAUGGAUCGAGCGUACUAUCGAAGCGUUGGGCGACAGAACCUUCGCGAACUCCCUCGAGGGCGUGCGUCAACAGCUCAUACAAUUCGCCAACUACCGCACCGUGGAAAAACCACCGAAGUUCGUGGAGAAAGGCAACCUGGAGGUGUUGCUGUUCACACUGCAGUCGCGCAUGCGCGCCGCGAACCAGAAGCCGUACACGCCGCGCGAGGGCCGCAUGAUCCACGACAUCAACCGCGCCUGGGAGCGGCUCGAGAAGGCAGAACACGAACGCGAACUCGCGCUCAGGGAGGAGCUCAUCCGCCAGGAGAAGCUCGAGCAGCUGGCCGCCAGAUUCAACCGCAAAGCUCAGAUGCGAGAGACAUGGCUGUCGGAGAAUCAGCGUCUGGUCAGCCAGGACAACUUCGGCUUCGACCUCGCCGCCGUGGAGGCAGCCGCGAAGAAACACGAGGCCAUCGAGACCGACAUCUUCGCGUAUGAGGAGCGAGUGCAAGCCGUCGUCGCGGUGUGCUCCGAACUACAGGCUGAGAGGUACCACGACAUGGAGCGCGUGUGCGCGCGGCGCGACAACGUGCUGCGGCUGUGGGCCUACCUGCUCGAGCUGCUGCGCGCCCGCCGCGCGCGCCUCGAGCUCUCGCUGCAGCUGCAGCAGAACUUCCAGGAAAUGCUAUACAUCCUUGACUCGAUGGAAGAGAUCAAGAUGCGUUUGCUGACGGACGACUACGGCAAGCAUCUGAUGGGCGUCGAAGACUUACUCCAGAAGCACGCUCUCGUCGAGGCCGACAUCAAUGUACUCGGCGAACGCGUCAAGGUGGUGGUGGGCCAGUCGCAGCGGUUCCUGGAGCAGGAGGAGGGCGGCUACCGUCCGUGCGACCCGGCCGUCACCGUCGAUCGCAUUCACCAGCUCGAGAACGCGUACGCAGAGCUUGUGCACCUCGCCGUCGAGCGCAGAAAGCGUCUGGAAGACAGCCGCAAGCUGUGGCAGUUCUACUGGGACAUGGCCGAUGAGGAGAACUGGAUCAAGGAGAAGGAGCAGAUCGUCUCCGUGGACGAUAUUGGACACGAUCUUACUACCGUGUACCUGCUGAUCUCGAAGCACAAGGCGCUGGAGGCGGACAUGCAGGCGCACGAGCCGCAGCUCAUGAGCGUCGCGGCCGUCGGCGACGAGCUCAUCUCGCAGGGACACUUCGGCGCGGACCGCAUACAGGACCGUCUCCGCGACAUUCUGUCCCAAUGGAACCACCUCCUGGACCUGGUGUCGCUGCGCAAGAACCGUCUAGACGCAGCCGUGCGCUACCACCAGUUGUUCGCCGACGCGGACGACAUCGACAACUGGAUGCUCGAUACUCUCAGAUUGGUAUCGUCGGAAGACACCGGUGUCGACGAGGCUCAAGUGCAGAGCCUGCUGAAGAAGCACAAGGAUGUCACCGACGAACUGAAGAACUACGCCAACGUCAUCCAGCAAUUGAAGCAACAGGCGCAGGAGCUGAGCCCGGAGGACGCGAGCAGCGCGGAGGUGCGCGAGCGGCUGGGCGCCAUCGACGCGCGCCACGGCGAGCUGGCCGAGCUGGCGCGCCUGCGCAAGCAGCGCCUGCUCGACGCUCUCUCGCUCUUCAAGCUGCUGGCCGAGGCCGACGCCGCCGACCAGUGGAUCGCGGAGAAGGACCGCAUGCUCGACACCAUGCUGCCGCCCAAGGAUAUCGACGAUGUUGAGAUUAUGAAACACAGAUACGAUGGGUUCGACAAGGAGAUGAACGCGAACGCGUCUCGCGUGGCGGUGGUGAACCAGCUGGCGCGGCAGCUCAUCCAUGUGGAGCACCCGCAGGCGGCGCGCAUACAGGAGCGCCAGGCCGCACUCAACAGCGCUUGGUCCUCGCUCCGUGAAAAGGCUGAAGCAAAGAAAGAUGACCUUAAAUCCGCUCAAGGCGUACAAACAUUCCACAUCGAGUGCCGCGAGACUGUCUCAUGGAUCGAAGACAAGAAGAGGAUUCUGCAGCAAACUGACAACCUCGAGAUGGACCUCAACGGCGUGAUGACGCUCCAGCGUCGCCUGUCGGGCAUGGAGCGCGACCUGGCCGCGAUCCAGGCGCGCAUCUCGUCGCUGGAGAGCGAGGCCAACGCCAUCGAAGACGAGCAUCCCGACGAGGCGCAGCUCAUCCGCGACCGCGUGCACCAGAUCAACCAGAACUGGGAUCAGCUCACGCAGAUGCUCAAAGAACGGGAUGCAAAAUUGGAAGAGGCCGGCGACUUGCAUCGUUUCUUGCGCUCAGUGGACCACUUCCAGGCUUGGCUUACCAAGACUCAGACCGACGUGGCCUCUGAAGACACCCCAUCGAGUUUGCCCGAGGCUGAGAAGCUUCUAUCGCAGCACCAGACCAUCAAGGAGGAGAUCGACAACUACAAGGACGAGUACGCCAAGAUGAUGGAGUACGGAGAGAAGAUCACGGCCGAGCCAUCGACGCAAGACGACCCGCAGUACAUGUUCUUGCGCGAGCGUCUCAAGGCCCUGCGCGAGGGCUGGGCCGAGCUGCAGCAGAUGUGGGAGAACCGCCAGCAACUCCUCGCACAGAGCCUCGAGCUGCAACUGCUGCAGCGCGACGCGAGACAGGCUGAGGUGCUGCUGUCUCACCAGGAGCACAGGCUAGCAAAGACCGAACCACCGACCAACUUGGAACAAGCCGAAAACUUGAUCAAGGAACAUGAGGCCUUCCUCACUACCAUGGAAGCUAACGACGAUAAGAUCAACUCCGUGGUGCAGUUCGCCAACCGUCUGGUCGAAGAGAGACAUUUCGAUGCCGAUAAGAUUCAGCGCAAGGCCGAAAGCAUCGAGGCCAGGCGUAAUGCCAACCGCGAGAAGGCUUUGCAACAGAUGGAGAAACUUCAAGACCAGUUGCAGCUCCACCAAUUCCUUCAGGAUUGUGACGAACUCGGUGAAUGGGUGCAGGAGAAGAAUGUCACCGCUCAAGACGACACAUACCGUUCCGCCAAGACUAUCCAUUCUAAAUGGACCCGCCAUCAAGCCUUCGAAGCCGAAAUUGCCGCUAACAAGGAGCGUCUUUUCGCCGUUCAGAACGCUGCUGAGGAGCUCAUGAAACAGAAACCCGAAUUCGUCGAAAUCAUUUCACCGAAAAUGCACGAACUACAAGACCAGUUUGAAAACCUGCAGACAACAACCAAGGAAAAGGGCGAGCGCUUGUUCGAUGCCAACAGGGAAGUGCUUCUGCACCAGACUUGCGACGACAUCGACUCGUGGAUGAACGAACUCGAAAAGCAAAUCGAGAACACAGACACUGGCACCGACCUUGCUUCUGUAAACAUUCUUAUGCAGAAACAGCAGAUGAUCGAAACACAGAUGGCGGUCAAAGCCAAGCAAGUCACCGAGCUCGAGACUCAGGCUGAAUACUUGCAGAAGACCGUGCCCGAUAAGAUGGAAGAGAUCAAGGAAAAGAAAAAGUGCGUCGAACAGAGAUUCGAGCAGUUGAAGGCUCCAUUGUUGGAGCGCCAACGCCAAUUGGCGAAGAAGAAGGAAGCAUUCCAGUUCCGUCGCGAUAUCGAGGAUGAGAAAUUGUGGAUCCACGAGAAGAUGCCGCUAGCUACUAGCACCGAUUACGGUAACUCGUUGUUCAACGUACAAAUGCUUCAGAAGAAGAACCAGUCGUUGAAAACGGAGACUGACAAUCACGAACCCAGGAUCUUGACCGUCAUCUCCAAUGGACAGAAGCUGAUUGACGAGGGACACGAGGCAGCGCCCGAGUUCAAGCAGCUUAUCGAUGAACUUACCGCGAGGUGGCGAGAACUUAAGGAUGCCAUCGAGCAACGCAAGAACAACCUGUCCCAAUGGGAGAAGGCACAGCAGUACUUGUUCGAUGCCAAUGAGGCGGAGGCGUGGAUGAGCGAACAGGAGUUGUACAUGAUGGUCGAGGACCGCGGCAAGGACGAAAUCUCUGCACAGAACCUCAUGAAGAAGCACGAGAUAUUAGAGCAGGCGGUCGAUGACUACGCGCAGACUAUACGCCAGUUGGGAGAGACGGUGCGGCAGUUGACUAGCGAGGAGCAUCCAUUGAGCGAACAAAUCUCAGUAAAACAGUCGCAAGUGGACAAACUGUACGCGGGUCUGAAGGACCUGGCCGGUGAGCGACGCGCCAAGCUGGACGAGGCGCUGCGGCUGUUCCAGCUGUCGCGCGAGGUGGACGACCUCGAGCAGUGGAUCACCGAGCGCGAGCUGGUCGCCAGCUCGCAGGAGCUCGGGCAAGACUACGACCAUGUUACGCUUCUCUGGGAGCGUUUCAAGGAGUUCGCGCGCGAGACCCAAUCUGUGGGCUCGGAGCGCGUGGCCACGGCGGAGCGCAUAGCCGACCAGAUGAUCGCCAUGGGCCACUCCGACAACGCCACCAUCGCGCAAUGGAAGGAGGGCCUCAAGGAGACCUGGCAAGACCUGCUCGAGCUUAUCGAGACCAGGACUCAGAUGUUGGCCGCUUCCCGCGAGCUGCACAAGUACUUCCACGACUGCAAGGACACGCUGCAGCGCGUCAACGAGAAGGCGCGCGGCGUCAGCGACGAGCUCGGCCGCGACGCCAUCAGCGUCGGCGCGCUCCAGCGCAAGCACUACAACUUCAUGCAGGACCUCAGCACGCUGCAGCAGCAGGUGGAGGCGAUCUCCAGCGAGUGCGCGCGACUGGGCGCGUCGUAUGCGGGCGACAAGGCGGCGGAGAUCACGCGGCGCGAGGCGGAGGUGGCGGACGCGUGGGCCGCGCUGCACGCCGCCUGCGCCGCGCGCAAGGCCAAGCUCGAGGACGCCGACGACCUCUACCGCUUCCUCAACCAAGUGCGCAACCUCACGCUCUGGAUGGACGACGUCGUGCGCCAGAUGAACACCGGAGAGAAACCUCGAGACGUAAGCGGAGUGGAACUCCUCAUGAAUAACCACCAAUCUCUAAAAGCGGAAAUCGACACGCGCGAGGACAAUUUCUCAGCGUGCAUCUCUCUCGGCAAAGAACUGUUGGCGCGUCAACACUACGCGUCAGCUGACAUCAAAGACAAGCUGCUGCAGCUCACCAACCAGCGCAACGCGUUACUGCGCCGCUGGGAGGAGCGCUGGGAGAACUUGCAGCUUAUUCUGGAGGUGUACCAGUUCGCGCGCGACGCGGCGGUGGCGGAGGCGUGGCUGAUCGCGCAGGAGCCGUACCUGAUGUCGCAGGAGCUCGGCCAUACUAUCGACGAGGUGGAGAGCCUCAUCAAGAAGCACGAGGCCUUCGAGAAGUCCGCCGCCGCGCAGGAGGACAGGUUCAGCGCGCUGCAGCGCCUCACUACGUUCGAAGUGAAGGAGAUGAAGCGUCGCCAGGAAGCUGCAGAGGCGGCGGAGAGAGAGAAGCGCGAGCGGGAGGCCGCCGAGGCCGCCGCCGCCGCCGCCGACCAGCCCGACGCCACCGACACGCAGCACGAACAGCCGCCGCCGCAAGUCGUAAGGAGAACGUCCACUAAAGCGGCUGAGAAGGCCCAAGAGCGACCGCAUUCCCAGCCAGAGGCGAGCCCCCCCGCCCCAGCCCCCGCCCCCGCUUCGUCCCCGCACCCCCCGUCGCCCGCGCCGGCGCCGGCGGGCCCGCCCGCGGACUCCCCGCCCCGACCGUCCACGUCGAAACAGACGCCGGUCAAACCCGCACGCCUCUCCACGCCCGGGACGAGCUCCACACCGGCGACACCGUCGACUUCCGGUAAGGUGAAGUCGCGGUCACGAAGCAAGUCACCGUUCAGGAGUUUCCGAUGGCGCACGGCUAAGAAACUGCUCGCCGGAUCCCACCACAGCGACGACGAAGAGGGUGCCAGCCCCGCCAGCGAGGACGAAGGCGUCGAGGGAACGCUCGUACGCAAGCACGAGUGGGAAUCCGCCGCGAAACGGGCUUCCAACAGAUCGUGGGAUAAACUGUACGUGGUGGCCAAGGACGGGCGCAUGUCGUUCUACAAGGACCAGAAGGCGUACAAGGCGUCGCCCGAGCAGUAUUGGCGCGGUGAGACUCCUCUGGACCUUAAUGGCGCCGUCGUCGAGGUCGCUGCUAACUACACUAAGAAGAAGCACGUGUUCCGGCUCAGACUGUCGUCGGGCGCGGAGUUCCUGCUGCAGGCGCACGACGAGGCGGAGAUGUCGUGGUGGCUGGAGGCGCUGCGCGCGCGCACGCUGGCGCCGGCCGCGCGCUCGCACACGCUGCCCGCGCCCGCCAACCAGGAGCCCAAGCGACGCUCCUUCUUCACGCUCAAGAAGAAGUCAGUCACGCUCCUCACCUCGCUAUACGCGCCCUAGCGCUCCCACUACUCUACCCAACGCAUGACGCAUCUAAAGAAGCCGAGGCCGAGUGGGGCCGGAGAGCGCCGGACAGCGCCGGAGACAGCGGCGCCCUCGCCGCGCGUGCAGUACGCGUGCGUACGAGCGUGCACGCGCGCGUCGACGGGCGCGUCCUUCUCAACACGCUUGCUGCUCGAAGCUUUGCCAACGACGAACCCGCGCCACUAUAGACUGGCAGACCUAAAUCUUACUAACAUUAUAUUAUUUUUGUUGCGUACAAAAAGAAACGUUAUUUGAGACUGUUCCGUAUUUGAGUGUUUGAAUUCGCCUUUGUCUAUACGUAUAUUUAUUGUUCGAUUGCUGUAUCGAAAGUUUUAAAAUAAGAUUUACAUCUUCACGUAUGUCCCGCGAAAGUGUAGUUGUUAUGAUACGGUUGAAUAAAAUGAAUAUUAUUUAAAAUAAAAAAAUAAAAAUUAUAAAUGCGACGCUAUUUAUAAAUAGAUGACUUUUAGUGUUUAAAUUCAGAUUGAGAAAAUAUAUAUAAUAUCAUAUAUAUAUUUUAAUUAUUUAUAUAUAAAAUGGAGCUAGUGUAAUGUACAUUCAGUUGAACUAGAAAUGUAUGUCGUACGUUUCAAUUUCUCUUUGAAAAUGUUUUUAAAUGUUUGACCAAGUUGAUGUCAUUUGACAGAUUUAUCUGAUUCGAUAUUGUAAACUUAGCUAAUAAUCGGAUAACCGCAUUUACAUUCAAUAGGAUUCCCAGUGGAUUGACGUUUUAAUCAUAUCGACUGCUUUGCUACACAAGAGCAAUACGAUGUAUGUAACUUAAGCUACGUAAUUGUAUUAGAUUUAAUUUCCAUCAUAAAGUGUCUUCUUGAGUGGCGGCGGUCCCUCUGUCCGUCAGCAGCGCUCGCAUUUAUAUCAUCAGUAGAUGUUAGGACGCCAGGGGACGCUAGGGGACGGCAGGGGAUGGCAGGUGACGGCACGCGGCCAGCGAGACCGCCGCCUACAUUUAUAUUAAUACAAGAUGUAAGUAUGCUUGUACGCCUCAUAAGUGCUUCUAUAAAAUGUCUUUUAUUAAUAAAAAAAUAUAUAUUUAAUUUAACUGCCAAUGUUCACAAAUUGUUAUUUUUUUUCUCUUCCUAUGCAAUACGUAUAUCAAAAGUACACAUCUAUAAAUGUAACGAUGACACAUUUUUAGUUCUGUCUACGUAUAUGGUAUGGUUGGGGUGCGCUAGUGUGGUGGUAUGGUGGUGUGUGUGUCAGAUUCGUCGUACACCACCGCGCUCUCACACUAACGCGCGCCGAACUAUGUUUAAAUAUUUUAUUUUUAAAUUUUACUUUUUUGAUGAAAAUAUAAUAAAUGAUGUUUUCAAAUAAA